AGCCAUGGAGGGAAGUGAAGAACCAGGUCACCUCCCUGCAGAUACAAAAUGUCUGCUGUCCUAUUUGAAGGGAAACUAGCCAAGCAUAUAAGUGGUUAUAUUAAAAUAUUUACCAAUUUGCCUUUUAACUCUUGAUGUUCUGAUGGCAAUGAAGUCAAAAGCUUAUCUUUGCGAUGUUGGAGAUUUGGGGAAUGCUUUACAUUUCAGGGUACAAAUAUGUAAGACAGUACUCCUCACGUACAUGGUUGCAUUUUCUUUAGCAGCGUUUCACUUCAAGUCUUUGUUCUUGGAGGAUUUCAUGUAUGUGGGGAAUUAGUUCACGAAGAUGCUGCAGCUGGAAUUUCAGUAUCACGUAGAAUGAACACUUAUGAAGAAUGACUUGCACUUGUUGGACUACUAACUGCCAGUGGCUUAGAAGUGGCUUAUAAAAUUGACUAUGCAGAGAUGAAGACCUUGGAAAACAGCUUUAUCUGUGGGACAUUAGCUUUUGGUUUCUAUCUGCCUUUGUUGGCAGCUUCCCUUGAGACAGUUACCAUCCCAGAGCAGCUGAAGUCAGCAGUUGCUAAGGUCUUGGUCAGCACCACAUCCUGCAGUGUCACCUGUGGCCUGGGCUUCAAGGUGGAGGAGAUAUGUCAGAUUGAUCCGCAUGGGAAAAGGAGUCAUUGUAACUUCCGCAGGUCAGACUGCCUGACCAACUGGAUCUGUGGGUUACUCCAUUUCACUGUCCCCAUUGGCAAACCAUUUAAGCUCAGCUGCCUGACCUCUGAGAUGAUUGGUGUUGGCAGCCAGGCCUUUAUCUACACCUGGAGGCUUGCCAGAGGCAUCAUCACCACAGAUGAUCUGCUUUUCAAACCUUUCAAGACCCCAAGCUAUGUCAUCAAACUUUCCCCUGCCAAAGAAUCUGAUGCAGGGACUUACAGGUGUGAUGUGCAGCUGAUGAAGACAUUCAAGCUUGUCAAGAGGAUCUACUUUGGGCUUAGAGUGAUCCCUAAUGACUUAGUGAAUCUGAACUUUCAAAAAUCCUUGACUCUGGAACAGAAACUAGCAGCAAAUGAAAAGGAAGGAAACCAACAGAAUGGCACCAGCGUCGUAGUACAAUGGCAUCAGCAGUCUUGGCAAAGAAGGGCCUUGUUGGUGUUCCUGAUAGGAAUUGGAAGUGGGGUAGCAGGAGGUGUGUUGGUGGGCACAAUUCUCUACUUUUUGCUGGAGGCUCGCAGGAAAAAUAGAGCCACAGAGGAGUGAACUGCUUUUUAAUGCGGUCUCUUCCGACAGAGGGCUUAUACUGUCUUAGUGGCAGUAUUUCAAACAGAUGUA
Molecule: messenger RNA, 1314 nt
Organism: Mauremys reevesii (Reeves's turtle)
Lineage: Eukaryota; Metazoa; Chordata; Testudines; Geoemydidae
Gene: TMEM81
Product: transmembrane protein 81
Exons: 2
Coding region: 445-1242 (265 amino acids)
Source: RefSeq, a predicted model, not a curated record